Messenger RNA from Carlito syrichta (Philippine tarsier), 892 nucleotides. RefSeq names its product U2 small nuclear ribonucleoprotein auxiliary factor 35 kDa subunit-related protein 2-like. Bases 53 to 874 code for a protein of 273 amino acids. Lineage: Eukaryota; Metazoa; Chordata; Mammalia; Primates; Tarsiidae. Gene Ontology annotation, biological process: mRNA splicing, via spliceosome. Gene Ontology annotation, cellular component: spliceosomal complex; U2AF complex. Gene Ontology annotation, molecular function: metal ion binding; pre-mRNA 3'-splice site binding. The record is from RefSeq and is a predicted model, not a curated record. The transcript is spliced from 4 exons.
UUCACGUAAACAUAACUUCCCAACAUCGAGUCCCACCCUUCUUAUUAGAAGCAUGUUUACAACAUUUGGAAUGGAGCAGUGCAGGAGGGAUGACUAUGACCCUGAUGCAAGCCUGGAGUACAGUGAGGAGGAGACCUACCAGCAGUUCCUAGAUUUCUAUGAAGAUGUGCUCCCUGAGUUCAAGAAUGUGGGGAAAGUGAUUCAGUUCAAGGUCAGCUGUAACUUGGAACCUCACCUGAGGGGUAAUGUGUAUGUUCAGUACCAGUCGGAAGAAGAAUGCCAAACAGCCCUUUCUCUAUUUAAUGGACGAUGGUAUGCAGGACGACAGCUUCAGUGCGAAUUCUGCCCAGUGACCCGGUGGAAAAUGGCGAUUUGUGGUUUAUUUGAAAUACAGCAGUGUCCAAGAGGAAAACACUGCAACUUUCUUCAUGUGUUCAGAAAUCCCAACAACGAAUUUUGGGAAGCUAAUAGAGACCUGUACCUGUCUCCAGAUCGGACUGGCUCCUUUGGUAAGAACUCUGAGAGGAGAGACAGGAUGGGUCACCAUGACGAGUACUACGGCAGGCUGAGAAGGAGAAGGAGCCCCAGUACAGACCACUCCUACAAAAGAAAUGGGGAAUCGGAGAGGAAAAGGAGUAGUCACAGAGGGAAGAAGUCUCACAAACACACGUCAAAGAGUCAUGAGAGGCACAGUUCACGAAGUAGUGGAAGAAAAAGGGAUCGCAGCCGGGCCCGGGGCUGCUGCAGUCAGAGCCGCAGAAGCCGUCGCAGCCGGAGUCGCAGCAGGAGCCAGAGUUCGUCUAGGUCCAGGAGUCAUGGCAGGAGACGGUCAGGUAGUAGAGACAGAAAUAUCCACAGUCCCAAAUCUAAAUAAACCUGUUUUGUUCAUAAA